AUGAACCCCGCUGGACAAUCGCCGUCGACGAGGCAGACUCCCAAGAGGAAGGCGGCACAGAAGAGUGGGUACAGCACUGGCAGUAGGAGUGGUGAUGGUGGUCAGAGCAAAGGAGGUCAACACAAGACCACCCGAGGAGGAGGAGCUAGUACUGCCCUUACCAGCAAGGACUUGGAAAAGGGUCCGUUUGCCAAGUUCGCUGAGAAAUGGUCGAAGGGCACGCCGAAAAAGGUUGAUUCUGCAUUCAUCGACAAGGUUGUUAGUAGCCUGAAGGAGGUGGAGUAUGAUACUAAGAAGAUGAGCAUACUGGAGUAUUCGGGAUAUCUCGAGAAGUACCUCUGGCCUCUCUUUGAUUCGGAUAAGGCAACGGACUCGCAUGUGUUCUCUAUCAUCUUGAUGUUGAACGAGAAGUUCAGGACCUGUACUUUUCAACCCUGGGACUCCUUAACUAGUGAUGAUCCACAGAAGGUAGACGCGUUCUUCCAGCGAGUGUUCAAACUGUCUAAGCUGGAGGACCGAGAAAAGGCCAUGUGGAUCCAAUUCCUCGAUAAUGCGUUCCUAUCGUUGGAGGUAGAUGAAGUAUGCCAGGCAUGCCUCCGCUUGGUGGGAUUGCCUUGUUGGUUGAUGCUCAGUGAAUCAUAUCGAGAGUUUGCCCUACGUGAGGCCCAAACAAGGGUGCAGAAGAGGUUCAAGUCGAUGAAGAAGAAAUACUCUGAUGCCGAGCCUGGUUCGAAGAAGUACGUUGAGGUACAUUUCAUACCCGAUCUGAUAGACAGCUUCUUCGACUGGAUGCAAGGCCUUACGGAGCUCACUAAGGCCGGAAUGAUGUAUAUGGAGCGGUUUAUCGAGUUCCUUAUUGACCUACAGAGCCAGCUACCAACGAGGCGUUUCACUCGCCCUCUACUGCAUGAUAGGAUGUUCGUUGAUAGAGCUAAAGCAUAUGAUAUUGUGAAGUCUAAUGCAGACUCUCUCAAGUUGUUCAUGCAGUUGAUUGAUAUACUGGAUUUCUAUGAGAAUUUUGAGGUUAACGACUAUACUGCUGAGCACCUAGACAAGACUCAUGUUGAGCAACGCCUUUAUUUUUCCCAUGACCACUUCCGGCAAGUAUGCUUUGAUGCACCUGAAGACAAGGAGCCCGUGAGAGACCUCGGUCUCCUGGCUGCACGAAAUCUUGAUACCGAGAGUAAGAUAACUUCAGCCCUGUCUCGAGUUAGUGAUGAUGAUCUCGUGGACCUUUGUGCCGCAGCAUGCAGAGUGGACAGGAAUAAGCUCCUGGAGUACUCCGAGUCUCUUGAUCCUCAAGGCUCCAAAGAAGAAGACCCCGCCAGGGCACGAAAAAAGAGCCGUGGUUCGCAUAUCUCUAGGCUUCGAAAACUGUGUGUUGAUGCGUUGGUCCAUGAUCUGGCUGAGAGACGUAGCCAGCUAGAGUACAUUAACGGCUUGCCACUGUUCCCAGACGAGAAGCUCCUAUGGGAUCCCAAUCUGGUGCCAUCAGAACACUACUCGGGGGAGUAUUCCCUCGCUCUACCCAAACUAAACCUCCAAUUCCUUACCAUAUCUGAUUAUCUGUUACGCAACUUUAAGCUUUACCGUCUGGAGUCUACCUAUGAGAUUCGUGGUGACUUCGAGGAUGUGAUACCGAGACUUAAUAUGACACGUCAGACUGCAGAUGGCCCUGCUCGGAUCAUGGGCCAGUCACGUAUGGCGGUCGAGUUGAAGGGUAUUACGAUAGUCAAUGUGAGGAGUCCUAAUGUUGGAGAAACUAUUCCCAGUGAAGUCCGAGCGGAGAUAACGUACUCGCUACGUAAUGUCCUACCUCAUGUAAAGCAGGAAUGGGAUGAGCUCCGUGAACACGACUGUGUAUUCAUGCUAUCAGUAGACGAGGGAUAUACUACUCGUGAGGCUUCAACUCGCAUUGGUUCAUGUCAGAUCGAUCCACCAACCCGAGACAAGGGGUUCAAACCAAAGAACCUCCGUGAGCUCACCAUAUCAGAUUUCCCGGACUAUUACGGUGUUAAAAAGGUGCGUGGUGCUGUAGUUAUCGAGCUCCUUGAUGAAGAGGGGAAUGUCCUUUCCGAGUAUAAUAAAAAGGAGCCUGUAGGGGAUCUCAGAACUCUCAAGGUGCAUCUAGAUUGUGCACAGUAUGCAGCAGACUUGAAUAACAUGGAGGCAGAGAUAUACUCCCAGUUCAAUGUGUUGGUCCGGCGCAAGGCCAAGGAGAACAACUUCCGUUCAGUGUUGGCCACUAUUAGAGGCUUGAUGAGUAGCCCCGAUACGGUGAUCCCUGACUGGCUGCAUGAUCUCUUCCUUGGUUAUGGCGAUCCAUCUAGUGCUAACUAUCGUCAGCUCAAUCCAUCUCGAUCAACCAUCGACUUCCGUGAUACCUUCGUUAGUAAGGAACAUCUCUUAGCGGUGUAUCCCAACUGUGAUAUGACCGAGGCCGAUCAGCCACCGUACCAGGUGUUCUUCGCCCCGGAGGAGAAGGAGGACGGGACUAGCAUGGAAUCCAUGAAGGCGAAGAGUGUUGUACCAGAAGUCCGAAGCCCCUUCCCACAACACCAACCCAAGAAGAAUACUGUACCGUUUACUAAGACGCAGGUGGAAGCUAUACGUAGUGGGGUAUCUAUCGGCCUUACAAUGGUCGUUGGACCUCCAGGCACUGGUAAAACCGAUGUGGCAGUGCAGAUAGUUAAUCUGUUGUAUCACAACAAUCCCAAUCAGAAGACAUUACUGAUCGCUCACUCCAAUCAAGCUUUGAAUGACCUAUUCACGAAGAUCCAACAGUUGGAUAUCCCAGGAAGCAGGCUUCUACGACUUGGAAGAGGUCAAGAGUUGUUGGAACUAGAUGAGGAUUACUCAAAGAUGGGAAGAGUAUCAUACAUGUUGCAGAUGCGAUUGGAUCUGCUCGAAGAGGUCAAGAAGCUGGCUGUGGAAUUGGGUCAGAGCCCUGAGGAUAACGCCUUCUCGGUGGAGAAUGCAAUGCAGUUCUAUCGAUUCCAUGUCGUAAGAGCCUGGCAAGAGUAUUGUGCCUCUGUGAACGCCUAUAUAUCGGGAGGUGGCGCUAGGCAGGAGGAGGCAAAGGAUGCUAUCGUUAAUGCGAGACAGAAGCAACGAGAGAAGGCUGAGGAUGACGAAGUGAUGACAUCUGCACCGGUGCCUGGGAAGGUUGGUAAUGAUGUAUCGGGAGGUGAUCAGAAGCGGGAGGCGGAUAAGGCUGCUCUCGAGAAUCGCUCUAUGGCUGAGAUCAUGUUCCCUUUCCAGAGGUAUUUUGCCUCUGCUAUCGAUGGUAAAUGGAGUAAUGACAUCCAUAAGGACUUGGAACUAGCUACGGUAUGCUGGAGGCAUAUUGAGGAUAUGUUCACUCGCCUAGAAGAGACACAUCCGUUCGAGCUACUACGUAACUCCCAUGAUCGUGGUAUAUACCUCCUAACCACCCAUGCUAAGAUUGUGGCUAUGACCUGUACUCAUGCCGCUUUGGUCCGUGAUACCUUACUCAAGCUCUCUUUCCAGUAUGAUAAUAUUGUAAUGGAGGAAGCUGGACAGGUCCUGGAGAUCGAGACCUUCAUCCCGAUGCUACUGCAGAAGAAGAGUAGUGUCGAUAGCAAGUCGAGUAGGCUGAAGAGAGUGGUACUUAUCGGAGAUCACCAACAGCUACCACCUGUUGUUAAAAAUCGGGCCUUCCAGAGAUAUGGUAGAUUGGACCAGUCUUUGUUUGCACGCUUUGUCCGACUGAAGAGCCCCACCAUUAAUCUGGAUAUGCAGGGCAGAACCCGGCCUUCCAUUGCCAAUCUCUAUAGAUGGCGAUACCCAGGUCUCGGGGACUUGCCCAAUACUAGAACGGGCAAGGAGUAUAACGAGCUUGCUAACACUGGUCUUACAUACGAAUAUCAAUUUAUUGAUGUACCGGAUUUCGAAGGCCAAGGCGAAUCGAGUCCCUCUCCGUACUUCUACCAGAAUCUUGGAGAAGCUGAGUACUGUGUGGCAAUGUUCAUGUACAUGCGGCUCUUGGGAUACCCCGCCGAUAAGAUCACCAUUCUGGCGACCUACAAUGGCCAGAAGCAUCUCAUACGAGAUGUUAUCAAGUCUCGAUGCUCAUGGAAUCCUCUAUUCGGUCAACCUAAGACGGUCACGACUGUAGAUCGCUAUCAAGGUCAGCAGAAUGACUAUGUCAUCGUAUCUCUCGUACGCACCAACCAUGUGGGGCACAUCAGAGAUAUUCGAAGACUUACUGUGGCAUUAUCGCGGGCAAGGUUUGGUCUGUACAUAUUUGGCCGUCUUUCACUCUUCCGAGACUGUCUAGAGAUGGCACCAGUGUUCAAUCUGUUGCUUGCUGAUAGUAGACCUACGAAGCUUUCUCUGCAGCUCCGUGACAACAAUGGCAAAUACCCCACGUCUCGCUCGCUAAGUGACAGAGCUGGGGAGACUCUUGUCACAGAUGUGAAGGAUAUGUGGAAUGUCAUUCAUGGAGUGGUAAAUGCGCAAGCUAGUGCUUUGGAUCAAAGUGCACCUGCGGCGGGGGCCUCUAGUGGUAAGAAGGUCAGUAGCGGAGCAUCGAAGGGAGAUGUACAAGCGGGUGCGGUGCCUGAUGCUGCGACGUCCGGAGACACUUUAGAGGAUGAGUCGACGACUGGGAAGAAUGAUGGUGACGAUGAGCCAAUGCCACAGGCCGUAGAACAGAAGGAUUAAGCUGUGUGUGGUCUUUGGAGGGGCUGGUUACGCUAAACAUCCCAGGCAACGUUUAUAUCGGCGAUGA
Perkinsus marinus ATCC 50983 is the source of this 4753-nucleotide messenger RNA. RefSeq lists its product as hypothetical. Gene Ontology annotation, cellular component: catalytic step 2 spliceosome. Gene Ontology annotation, biological process: mRNA splicing, via spliceosome. Lineage: Eukaryota; Perkinsozoa; Perkinsida; Perkinsidae. The record is from RefSeq and is a predicted model, not a curated record. The coding region runs from base 1 to 4686 and encodes 1561 amino acids. The transcript is spliced from 39 exons. Gene Ontology annotation, molecular function: helicase activity; mRNA binding.